AUGCAACAAGAGAAGACCAAAGAAGAUCAUAGCCGUCUGAUCAAUGUCUUAGCCAAAGAUCUAACGGCUCAAAACCGACGGCUAGUGGAGGUUCCCUACACAGCAACACUGGCUCACGCAAUGAACACAUUGGUGGCUAACUCCAUCUCAGCUCUCCCAGUGGCUGCACCUCCAGGACACUGGAUCGGAGCCGGUGGUUCAAUGAUCAUGGAAUCUGAUAAACAAACCGGAACAGUACGAAAACACUACAUCGGAAUUCUCACCAUGCUCGACGUUCUUGCUCAUAUAGCCGGAGGAGGGAAUCUCUCUGAUCUCUCCGAUCUUGACCGCAAAAUGGGUUCGCAGGUUUCUUCAAUCAUCGGUCAUUGCCUCGAGGGACUUAGUCUCUGGACGCUGAAUCCUAACACGAGCUUCGUGGAGUGUAUGGAAGUGUUUAGCAAAGGGAUUCAUCGAGCAUUAGUGCCAGUUGAGAGCAGUGUAGAGAGUAGUAACACCAUUUCAGGAGUUGAGUUGGUUGAGUCUGCUUCUUCUUACAAGAUGUUGACUCAGAUGGAUCUCUUACGGUUUCUUAGAGACCAUCACUUCGAUGAUCUCAGCACUAUCCUCUCACGAUCCAUCUCAAAGCUUAGAGCUGUUAAUGAUUCCGUUUACGCCAUUAGCGAGAGAACAACUGUUUCCAAUGCUAUAAACUCUAUGAAAUCUGCUCUGCUCAACGCUGUUCCGAUCGUUCAAGCUCCUGAUGUAACGCAAGAGGAUCAUCUUCAGCUCAUUAAUGGGAGACAUAGGAAAGUGAUUGGUACGUUUUCCGCAACGGAUUUAAAAGGGUGUCGUUUGUCGGAGUUGCAGACUUGUCUGCCUCUCACAGCUUUGGAGUUCACUGAGAAAGCUUCAGGGAAGGAGAGGGAGAUGGUGAGUUGCACUGUGGACACGACGAUGGAGGAAGCUAUAGAGAAAGUGGCGACCAGAGGGGUGCACCGAGUUUGGGUGGUGGACCAACAGGGUCUGCUUCAAGGAGUCGUCUCCCUCACUGAUAUCAUACGCUCCAUACGAGCUGCUCUUUUGUAA
Molecule: messenger RNA, 1065 nt
Organism: Arabis nemorensis
Lineage: Eukaryota; Viridiplantae; Streptophyta; Magnoliopsida; Brassicales; Brassicaceae
Source: the annotation of a GenBank genome assembly